Rotaria socialis is the source of this 1167-nucleotide messenger RNA. NCBI's taxonomy places the organism in Eukaryota, Metazoa, Rotifera, Eurotatoria, Philodinida, Philodinidae. The record is from the annotation of a GenBank genome assembly.
AUGCCUAUUGAAGAUUUAUCCGAUGAAGGCCUUCCUAAAGUGCCAAAUCUUGAUUUAGCACAAAUAAAAUUUCUAUUAACAAUUAAACCGAAUGAUGUAGCACUGAAAGAAAAACUAUUAAAUGAAAUCAAAUUAAACAACAUGACAUCAUUCUAUAGUGAAUGUGUAAACGACGGUCAAUUGUCAUCUGAUGACAAACUUCUUCAAACUAUGCGAUCGGUUAAUGAAGAAAAAAUUAAAGAAUUCGAUGAAAAAAUUCAAGAAACUGAAAAAACAUUUGGUGAUAGUGAAAUCCGUGAAUGUUAUUUAGCAAAAGCUCAAUAUUUAUGUACAAUUGUUGAUCGUGAACAAGCAUUAACAUGGUUAAGAAAAACUUAUGAAAAAACUGUUACAUUGGGACAUCGUCUUGAUUUAAUUUUCUACCAAUUACGUUUAGGUUUAUUUUAUAUGGAUCAAGAUUUAAUUGGAAGAAAUUUAGAUAAAGCCAAAACAUUAGUUGACGAAGGCGGCGAUUGGGAUAGACGUAAUCGUAUGAAAGUUUAUCAAGGUUUACGUGCAAUGUCAAUUCGAGAUUUUAAAUCAGCUGCUGAAUUGUUUCUCGAUACAGUUGCAACAUUUACAUCUUAUGAAUUAAUGGAUUAUCAAACAUUUGUUACAUACACAGUUAUUUGUUCGCUUCUGGCACUUGAACGACCAAAGUUACGAGAAAAAGUUAUUCGUGGUAGCGAAAUUCUCGAGAUUCUUCAUGGGCUUCCAUUAGUCAAAGAAUAUUUAUUCUCGCUCUACGAAUGUCGUUAUGCAGAUUUUUUUCGUUGCUUAGCAAAAAUUGAACACGAUCUACUUAGUCAAGAUCGUUAUUUCGCACCACAUGUAGCAUAUUAUGUACGAGAAAUGCGUAUUAUUGCAUAUAAUCAAUUAUUACAGUCAUAUUCAUCAUUAACACUUAAAGGUAUGGCACAAGCAUUCGGUUGUUCCGAAGGAUUUCUUGAUAAAGAACUAUCACGUUUUAUUGCAAACGGACGACUCAAUUGUAAAAUCGAUAAAGUCCGUGGCAUUAUUGAAACAACACGGCCUGAUUCGAAAAAUUUUCUCUAUCAAGAAGUUAUCAAAAAAGGUGAUUUAUUACUCAAUCGCGUGCAAAAAUUAAGUCGUGUUAUUAACAUCUAG